Psilocybe cubensis is the source of this 537-nucleotide messenger RNA. RefSeq lists its product as uncharacterized. The coding region runs from base 1 to 537 and encodes 178 amino acids. The record is from RefSeq and is a predicted model, not a curated record. The transcript has 2 exons. Lineage: Eukaryota; Fungi; Basidiomycota; Agaricomycetes; Agaricales; Agrocybaceae.
AUGACUACUAAUCUCAGUCACGAAAUACCAGCUCUUUUUAUCCCAGACGAUUCUACCCCAUUCAAUCCCAUAUCGGAGGUCAACAUCCCGUAUCCUCCCUCCUCACAGGAGUCUAAUGCCAUCAUCAGUCAAUUACUGAAAUGUCCUGGAAGAGUGGCCGAACCUCUUUACUCGGAAGAUCUACUCGCUGUUUACAACGGUAGUCCCAGCGGUGUCCCACCAAAGCAGAAAUUCUACGUUUAUGACGCGUACAUGGACGACACUGGCAACUCCACACGACCAUAUAAUACUCGCGCUGCAGAGCUGUUACAACUUCCUAGAAGUUAUGGACCCAUCCUCAUCGUCAAAGGUGUCUGUGUCAAGGACUCGGAAAUCGGUGCAGUACGAGUGAUAGAUCAAGAGCCCCUAUCCGAAGCAGAGAUCGAGAGUCGGGCUUUUCGAGACAAAAGAAAGUUGUUCAUAGAGAAGCAAGACGCGUACAAGAAACGCCUGUUUGACAAGUACCGAAAUGAUGGCUUCACUGUAAUCUCUUCAUAG